GCUCAUCAGAGAAGUUAGAAUUGAAUGGCUUCUCAGACAAUCACUCUUGGUGGCGCCGCCUCAUCUUCACUAACUUUCCGGCGAUCUGUUGCGAACAUUCGCCACCUUCCGAUUUGCUUCGAUGUCUCACUCAACGCUGUUGAGCCUCUGCGGCUCAGGUUCAUCUCGGUUUCCGCUAAGAAAAGCCCUAAACGCCUCAAGUACUCCACUUCUCGCUUUGUUAAGGGGGAUGGCUUGCUUUAUGUUGAAGUUGAUCCAUCAGGAGCUGACAGUUGGAAAUUGGACCCUGUUAUUGAACUUUUAAAACAAGGAGCUAUAGGGGUUAUUCCUACAGAUACUGUGUAUGCAAUUGUUUGUGAUACGAAAAUCCAUUCAGCUAUCGAACGUCUUCAGAGAAUCAAAGACAUAGAAACUUCAAAGCCUCUCAGUAUCUUAUGCCAUUCCUUCCGGGAGAUAGAUACCUACACUAUGGGGUUUCCUCGUGGUAAUCAUCAAGGUCAAAUGGAUAUCUUUCGAGCUGUUAAACAUUGCUUGCCUGGCCCUUACACAUUCAUCUUGCCUGCAAGCAAAGAACUGCCCAAGCUGUGUGUCAAGUAUGGGACAACUGCUAAAUAUGCAUUGAGGAAAACUGUAGGCAUGCGCAUGCCAGAUGAUCCUAUAUGUCAAGCUAUAUUGGAAAAGAUGAAUGCACCUUUGAUAUCUACUAGUGUGAAGUGGCCCAAGGAAGAUGAGUGGAUGAUAGACCCAGUUAUAAUAGCUGAUAUUUAUGGACGAGAGGGUCUUGAUUUUGUUGUCGAUGCGGGUGUUAGGGUAGCUGAACCAUCAACAGUAGUUGACAUGACAGGAAGUCUUCCAGUAAUCAUACGACAAGGAAAGGGACCAAAGCAUGACUGGAUGGUUCUAAAAGAUGAAGAAGAUUCGGCCACAAAAGAGAGAGAGGUCGUCCAUCAUGCAACAUAUAUUCACUGAAGCAUUUAGAUUGUUGUAAAUAUGGAGCAGCAGCUUACCUUCAUGACUAG
Molecule: messenger RNA, 1019 nt
Organism: Telopea speciosissima
Lineage: Eukaryota; Viridiplantae; Streptophyta; Magnoliopsida; Proteales; Proteaceae
Exons: 9
Coding region: 25-969 (314 amino acids)
Molecular function (GO): double-stranded RNA binding
Source: RefSeq, a predicted model, not a curated record